AUGGAAAUCAAAGUUCGUAAACCAUUCUUCCUUAAUUUCAAGAAAGUGCCUACACCAUUGAAGGUUUUCUGUGACAACAUUUCUGGUUCUCUCAGAGAUUUUCAGUUGGUACCAUCCUUGGAGGAGUUCUCAUACUUGCUGGGACUUCCUGUACUUGAUCGGAUCCCUUAUACUGGUAAAGAAGAAGACCCUAAAUGGGAAGACAUUGUUGCUGCCCUACACCUACCAAAAGCUGAGAUUGAGAAGGUUUGGAUUAGUAAGAAAGAAUACUCUGGAUUACCUCUUGACAUCCUCUACGAAAAGGCGGAGAUUUUUGCUAAAGCUUCAAGCAUGGAUGCUUUAGAGAGUGUUUUAUCUUUGCUAAUUUAUGGGCAAGUAUUAUUCCACCAUUAUGAUAAAAUUAUUGAUAUGGCUGCUAUCAAGAUAUUCCUCAGUAAGAAUCCCGUUCCUACCCUACUUGGUGACUUAUUACAUUCCAUUCAUUUUCGAGCGUCAAAAAGGAAAGGUUGUGUUCUUGGAUGUGCUCCUCUAUUGCAUAAGUGGUUUAUUUCGCACUUACCCCGCUCCGUAAGAAGGAAUGAAGAAGGUUUAACUUGGGCUCAGAGAAUUAUGAAGCUUUCUUUUGACGACGUCAUCUGUGCAGAAUAUUUCAGCUAUGAUUCUGAUGAAGCUAAGAAAAGAGAUCUCUUCAUUAAAGCCUGGUCGAAAGUAAAGAAAGUUGGUGCAAAAGACAUAGGGAGGAGAAACUACAUUCCAUUGGACCCAUACUUCCAAUGGAUCUAUGACCGAGUUGUUAAAUUUGGGAUGCCAUACCCAUCUGAUACGCCUAUAGUACCAAGAAUAUCUCCUCCUGCUGUUCCGGUUGCGUUUGAGCCAUAUGUCCCUUCUCCAAACGAAGACCUUGUAGCAACUGUCAACCAAUUGAAGAGAGAAAGGGAUGACUUUGAGAGACGUUUGCGAGAAGCUGAAGCUGAAAAAGAAGUAUUGAUAGCAAAUGCUAAAGAGCGGGAGACUUUACUUGACUAUUUUUCUCGCAAAUGGAAGAUUGAAGAUUUUGUUUCUCCAGAUCAGAUCAACUCAUGGGAAGAGGAGAUCUCCAGGCUUGUCCAAGAAAGAGAAGAAAUGAUCAAGGCACACAAGGAAGAAGUCAGGACUCUGAAAAGGAAGCGUCGUCAGGAAGACAAAAGUCCCGGAAUUUAG
This is a messenger RNA of Vicia villosa (hairy vetch), 1200 nucleotides long. RefSeq lists its product as uncharacterized. The transcript has 3 exons. The record is from RefSeq and is a predicted model, not a curated record. The coding region runs from base 1 to 1200 and encodes 399 amino acids. NCBI's taxonomy places the organism in Eukaryota, Viridiplantae, Streptophyta, Magnoliopsida, Fabales, Fabaceae.